Molecule: messenger RNA, 1400 nt
Organism: Ornithodoros turicata
Lineage: Eukaryota; Metazoa; Arthropoda; Arachnida; Ixodida; Argasidae
Product: putative Dol-P-Glc:Glc(2)Man(9)GlcNAc(2)-PP-Dol alpha-1,2-glucosyltransferase
Exons: 1
Coding region: 1-1350 (449 amino acids)
Biological process (GO): dolichol-linked oligosaccharide biosynthetic process; protein N-linked glycosylation
Cellular component (GO): endoplasmic reticulum
Molecular function (GO): dolichyl pyrophosphate Glc2Man9GlcNAc2 alpha-1,2-glucosyltransferase activity
Source: RefSeq, a predicted model, not a curated record
AUGCAUUUUUACGUGUUCGUGCUAGUAUUUUUCAUUGUGGCGACAGUUACGUCUGUCCUUCAUAUCAUCGUGAACAAAGUGCAGGAGACAGCUUACAUGGACGAAGAGUUUCACGUUCCACAAGCGCAAGCUUACUGCGAGCACAACUUCACUCAUUGGGACUCGAAGAUAACAACACCACCGGGACUCUACCUCAUAUCUCUUGCAUUAAAUGGUGUGAGAAACAUCUUCACAUCGAGCAAUUUAUGCACAGCAGAGGGUUUGCGUUUUACAAAUGUCUUCCUUACCAUCUUGAACCUGUGGCUUUCUAGUCUUAUCUCCAUCAAGCUUGCGUACGUGUACGCGACGGUGAAAGUGCGAGUGAAGCUGAUUUGCUCAAGUGCUGUCUUGACGACAUUGCCGGUGCUUUAUUUCUUCGCGUUCUUGUACUACACAGACCCAGGAACCGUAUUCUUCCUUCAGCUCAUGUACCUUUAUCAUCUCUAUGAGUGGUACUGGCUGGCAUCUGCGUUCGGAGCGGCGAGUGUCAUGUUUCGGCAAACGUCCAUCGUGUGGGUUGCGAUGCUUGCAGGUUGCAGACUGCUCGAAAUAGUGGAAAAAGAGUGUUUCCAAGAUGUCAAACCGUGCGAAGUCAUCAAGGCAGUGGUUACCAAGUGGAUUGUCACGAUUAAGAAAAUAUUUCGGGACUGUUUCGGGUACAUGGUAGUGGGGGUACUCUUUCUGUCGUUCAUUUUCUACAACGGUAGUAUCGUACUCGGUGAUAAAAGUGCACACCAAGCUUGCUUUCACUUGGCGCAGUUGGGUUACUUUUUGCUGUUCACACUCGUGCACGCUUCGCCAUACCUACUUCAUCCCAGUGCCGUGAAGGAUUUCUGCAAAAGUGUGGUGCAACAUACCUGGUGUUACGUUUUGCUGGCUGCGCUCUCGAUAGCUGGGGUCCAAAAACUGAGCUACGUCCACCCGUACCUGCUCGCGGAUAACCGUCAUUUCACGUUUUACUUGUGGAGGCGAUUCCUCGGCAGAGGAGCGGCAUUGCGAUGUUCCCUCGUUCCGUUUUAUAUAUACGCUGGGUACGCGAUUUUGUGGCAGCUUCGACAUAAGAGUACCUCGUGGCGCGUUCUUUACUGCUUUGCCGUGCUUGCGUCGACCGUGCCGCAGAAGCUGCUGGAGUUCCGCUACUUCAUAGUCCCUUACCUCUUCUUCAGGCUCAACAUAAGGUGUCCAAGCUACAAGCAGCUCCUCUUGGAAUUGGGGAUCUACACCGUGAUCAAUGUAGCUGCUUUUUACUUGUUCCUAGGCAGGACGUUUUACUGGGAGGAUGUUUCGAGUCCGCAGAGGUUCAUGUGGUGAACGCUUGAGAAGUGUGUUACAGUGUGAAUGUCAUGAAGUGUUGGUGAAAG